AUGGACGCAUCGCCUGGCAUGCUAGCCACCAUACCUCGUGGCUUGGAGUCGCCAUCACUGGAGCCACGCGGAGCGGUGAGCUCCAUUGAGAAGCCGCUCCGAUGCUCCAUCCCCUCCGCUGCCGCUGCGGCCGCGAACAGCAGCAGCAGCAAGACGCGUCGGCAGCGCAGUGUCGUGGCGGAGGCGAAAACAGACGUCAACGUCCCCCGGUUCAAGUUGUUAGUUCUCGGUGAUUACGCAGUGGGAAAGACCUCGCUCAUUCGGCAGCUGACGCAGCGGUGUUUCUCGCAUGUGACGAGCACCACCAUUGGGGUGGAGUUCCAAGAGUACACCGUGCGAGAGGAGGGGCGCGGCAGCAGUGGCAGAAGCAAGGCGAUGUUGCAGCUCUGGGAUGUCGCUGGCCAGCAGUACUCCAGCAGCAUGACGCGGCAGUACUAUCGUUGGGCCGCGGGGGCUGUGGUCUGCGCAGAUGUCACGCGCCGCAGCACGCUCGAUGCGGCGGUGGAGUGGCGGCACGAUGUGCGGGAGAAGAUGGGAGUACCGGUGGCGCCGCGGUCCUGCGCCACAGCCACCUCCGUCUCAUCAUCUCCAACCUCAUUCAUCACUCCAUCAUCAUCAUCAUCACCAUCCCCGCAGCAACAACAACACCAGCAACGUGCUGCAUUGGCAACCAUCGAGGAAAGGAAUUGCAGCGUCACGGAGGAUGCAGGAGGCGAAAACGCUGGCGACACAUCACCACCACCACGUCAGCCGCCGCCCUCAUUGGUACCUGCAACAGCAACGGUAACAACAACAGCAUCCGGAGCAUCCCCGCCAUCACCGGCCGAAAAAGUGACCCUACACCACGCCGGAGAGGAGCCAGGCAUCCCCAUCUUCCUUGUCGCCACCAAAGCAGAUUUGCUCCCGCAAGCAGAAACGACGGUGCAGGAAAUCUAUGACUUUGCGCGCGACCACGGCUUUGAAGACGUUCUCAUCACCUCCGCAACAGACUAUAACUCUGUACGGGAUACCUUUGAGCACGUCACGGAUGUCGUGCUGGAGCACCACAAGCGGCUCUGUGAGGUGCCCUGUGGUUUGUGCAACGGGAGCCACGUUGGGGAGCGGCAGGGGGCGCCGGUCAGCUUGGCGCGUCGGCGCAUGCACACAUUGGGGUCGGCAGCAGGAGGAGGUGGUGGAGCAGCAAUGCGGCGGUCUGCAUCGCUCAGCGGCUGCUGUUCGGGAUAG
Messenger RNA from Trypanosoma grayi, 1224 nucleotides. RefSeq names its product Ras-related protein Rab-32. The transcript has a single exon. NCBI's taxonomy places the organism in Eukaryota, Euglenozoa, Kinetoplastea, Trypanosomatida, Trypanosomatidae. Gene Ontology annotation, molecular function: GTPase activity; GTP binding. The record is from RefSeq and is a predicted model, not a curated record. Bases 1 to 1224 code for a protein of 407 amino acids.